GGAGAGGCCCGAGCCGGAGUUUGCUGAGGGCCGAGCCGGACGCGCGGGGCGGUGGCGGGCGCUUGGAUGAGGACACUGAGCCCUGUGAACUAGUGAUCUGGCCACGGCCACGCAGCUGGUUCAUUCUGGCUGCCAACCUGAAGCCACAGCGGGUCAGGGCAGAGCUGAGACCAGAGGAGGCAGCUGUGUAGUCUAGCUCUCCGGGCCGUACCCCCGCUUCUUGCUGCUCAUGCCGCUGGGUCUGGGGCGGCGGAAAAAGGCCCCGCCUCUGGUGGAAAAUGAAGAGGCUGAGCCCGGCCGGGGUGGGCUGGGCGAGGGGGAGCCUGGGCCCCUGGGCGGCGGGGGCCCAGGGGGGCCUCAGGGAGGCCUGCCCCCACCCCCCGCUGCCCUGCGGCCUCGUCUGGUCUUCCACACGCAGCUGGCCCACGGCAGCCCCACGGGUCGCAUAGAGGGCUUCACCAAUGUCAAGGAACUGUAUGGGAGGAUCGCCGAGGCCUUCCGGCUGCCGCCUGCUGAGGUGAUGUUCUGCACCCUGAACACACACAAGGUGGACAUGGACAAGCUCCUCGGGGGGCAGAUCGGUCUGGAAGACUUCAUCUUCGCCCACGUGAAGGGGCAACGCAAGGAGGUGGAGGUGUUCAAGUCUGAGGAUGCACUGGGGCUCACCAUCACCGACAAUGGCGCAGGCUAUGCCUUCAUCAAGCGUAUCAAGGAAGGCAGUGUGAUCGACCACAUCCAGCUCAUCAGUGUGGGCGACAUGAUCGAGGCCAUCAACGGACAAAGCCUGCUGGGCUGCCGCCACUAUGAGGUGGCACGGCUGCUCAAGGAGCUCCCCCGGGGCCGCACCUUCACGCUGAAGCUCACGGAGCCCCGCAAGGCCUUUGAUAUGAUCAGCCAGCGCUCAGGGGGGGCCCGGCCCGGGGCUGGCCCGCAGCUGGGCACUGGCCGGGGGACCCUGAGGCUCCGAUCGCGGGGCCCUGCCACCGUGGAGGACCUGCCCUCGGCCUUCGAGGAGAAGGCCAUCGAGAAGGUGGAUGACCUGCUGGAGAGUUACAUGGGGAUCAGAGACACGGAGCUGGCAGCCACCAUGGUGGAACUGGGCAGGGACAAAAGGAACCCGGACGAGCUGGCCGAGGCUCUGGAUGAACGGCUGGGCGACUUUGCCUUCCCGGACGAGUUCGUCUUUGACGUCUGGGGCGCCAUCGGGGACGCCAAGGUCGGCCGCUACUAGGAAUCUCGCUGGACCUUAUCUGAUGGCGAGGGAUCCCCAGCGCCGGCCGGAGCCCCCAGUUCAUAGGACUGGGGGUGGGGGGUGGGAGGUGGCUGGGGCCUGGCCCCUGCCUGGGACCCCACUACCUCAGCAGGGUCAAGGGUCAGUCAUGUGGGAGGACGCCGCCCCCCUGCGCCCCUCCCCGGCUCCUUUUCUGCCAUCUGCUGCCAGGCCGGCCUCCCUGCCCCCUCAGGGGCCUCGGUUCUUUUCGGGAGCUUUGCCCUCCCUAGUUUCCUGCCGCAGCAAAAACAAAAAGGGGUGCCCCGACAAAUACAAAAGGGGAUGCCCCAGUGACACAAAAUGGGGUGUCCCCCAGGAAAUACUAAAAAGGAGGUGCCCCUGGAGCACAGGCAAUACCCUCCGCUCCGCCACGGGCCCCCAGGGGGGCCCCCUCCACUUGGAGUCUGUUACCUCUGUGUUGGAAAGGCAUCUGCUGUGAACCCCCACACCUCCCCAUCUCCCCUCCCGGAGGCCCGCACGCCUUCCCUGGGGCAGCUUUUGUACGGAACUUGGCUGUGUGGGACAUAAAGGAUCUAUCUGCUA
Messenger RNA from Perognathus longimembris pacificus (Pacific pocket mouse), 1813 nucleotides. RefSeq names its product GIPC PDZ domain containing family member 1 (gene Gipc1). The record is from RefSeq and is a predicted model, not a curated record. The transcript has 9 exons. The coding region runs from base 230 to 1231 and encodes 333 amino acids. NCBI's taxonomy places the organism in Eukaryota, Metazoa, Chordata, Mammalia, Rodentia, Heteromyidae. Gene Ontology annotation, molecular function: protein binding.